GCUCUGCGUUAAUUCAACCGCUCAGCUACGCUGCGCGCUUCCACGCUCCUUCCAUGAUCCAACUCGUCCCCAAGCACCAGAAGCUCGUACGCACAUGCUACCCCAAGGACAAGACGGACAGCGCGGUGCCUGUGAGCUCGCCUCUGGCGUACCUCUGUUACUAUGCUUCGUGUAACUCGAGCAAGCUGCGCAAAGUCCUCGCGUACCUUGAGGUCCGGACGCGUUCUGACGUCGAGAAAAAGAAAAAAUUUGACACGCUCAUUACUCUUCAAAUCCUUAAAGCUCUUAUCGAGAAAUGUAAUGAAAACUUGCCCGUGCUGGCUCACAAUACGUUCACCAUUCUGCUCUCUUGUCUGGAAUUAAAAGACUUGGAGUUGGCUGCCUUGUGCGAAACAUGUUUCUCUCUGUUUCCUACGUACACCAAUUUUUCCGUGUGCCUUGCCGACCAAGAAUGCUGUGACCAGUGGAACGCCGUUGUGGAUGCUUUUCGAGACCUCUCUCUCAUGGACUACAGCGCUGCAAAUGCUGCAACUCCUCUUUCAGAGUCGACACUUGCUUGGCGUCGAAUUGGUCUCAUGGCUCUUAGCUCGAUCAUGCAGUGUCCGUCGUACCCGUCCAACACUCUCGAGGCUCGUCUCGUCGACCUUGUCGUCCACGCCUGCCUCUGCAACUUGUGGAUGGGCGACCAUUUUGUCACCGGUGCGAAGCUGCUGCAGUCGUUUCGUGAACCCGCUGCUCGUGACAUGAUGCCUCAGCUCGUCAAACUCCCCGUGCCCGACGAUGCUCAGGGCCUUAUUCCGCUUGCCGUGUACCCCAUCUACCUGAUUCACGCCAACGUCACCGGUGAUCGUGCUUCGCGCAGCAUUUCACAGCUCUUGCACUUCGCUGCCGACCUUGGCAGCCAUGAAUCUGUGCUCAAGUGGACCGCUGGUCUCGUGGAGAUGUGUCUCAGUUGGAAUCCCAUUCAUAUGCGUGCACUCGUUCCCCGUGCCCUGCUACAGGCUAUUCCUGUGCCACCGUCAAGCUCCUCGGACUCUUUAACGUCCUCCUCGCGACAACAGUUGCGCCAGUCUGCUUCGCCGCUGCCUGACUCCUCGCCUACGGCUGACAAGGAUCAUCCGCACCGCUCUGUGCUGGUGCCGUAUCUCUUGCACACCGUGCUCAGCUCGAGUUACAGUCUUACCGGCCUCAAUGUGCUCGACACACUGCAAAGAUUACUCGACGGCUUGCUACAGAGUGCAGACUACUCAGGGUCGUUUGUCGACUUCUCCCGUCGUCAUCUGCUCAAUGCCGAUCGUUCACUCGCUUGCCGCUACUACCUUUUAGCGAUUGGUGUCCUUUUGCACCACGAGUACUAUGACGAACAGGCAUUGGAUGUGUGCAGUGAACUUUUGCUCCAACUUCAAUCGGCCUUUGGUUCUUUCGUCGCUUAUCACCACAAGGCUGCGUCAGCCAUUUCCCCGCUUGCGUAUGUUGACGGCCGCCUGGCAAACAAACAAGCCUUUCUGCUUUGCGAGGCCCUUGCCGCCUUUUUGGAAAACUCAAAAGAUGCUCACUACGAGCAACGCCGUGCUGUCUGUGAUUCCUGGCUGCAAUGGGCCUCCCUUAUGUCCAGUGCUUUUGGGCCGGACACCCUCUCUGCCCUGCUUGAUUAUGAUGUCGUCUGGCAGGAGUGUAUGAUAUUGCGUGGAAUGUUUGUACAUUGUUUACUUCUUUUUCUCGAUUUAAUUCCGCCCUCGCAGAUCUCAAAUUCACAGGCCCGUCAACUUGUUCAUCGCCUGUACCCAUGCAUUUCCGAAUGGGGCUCGUCCGUCUACUCUAAGGCGGAUGCUGUGUAUUUGAGUAGACUUACGCAUAAACUGCUUGUACUCUUUCCUACUUGUCAUAUAUCUCGUAUGCUGCCCGUCUUGCGAACGUGGGUAGAUGCGUUCGACUUUGUCGACGUGCCCGACCUUCCUUUAGAAGCAGCCUCGACAAAGAGCUUGAGUGUGAAUGCCACCGAUAAAAGCUCAAGGGCGUCAGCGAUGCCGCCGUCGUUGCAUGCGGCUGUCAUUACGGUAGUCGCAAUGAACCAUUUGUAUGAAAUCGGUUCUUUUGCCAACACCGAUAUUCUUGCAACGCUCUCUACCGAAUGUGCCUCCUACGUUUCAGAGCUUGACGGAACGUUCGAAUCUGCGGGCUACUUUGAACGUGCUACGGUGCCCAGAGAGCUUUACGCCUCCCUUCUCGACCAUCAGGGUUCGCUGUUGCUACCAUGGGAUGCUGUCCUCGCUGAUCUCCAAAAUAGUGAGCUUAACUUCACUGCGUCUGAACGAAAACUGUUAUCGCUCGACACUCCUGAAUCCGACAGCUACAUCGAUUCGCCCAAGUUGCUCACUGAGGGUUCUCGCGAUCCCUUGGAUACCUCGGACUUGCUCACCCUUAACGGAGGUCAGAACAGUUUGUUUCACUUCUCCAAUAAUGCCUCUUCUGUUCUUCUUCCAGCGACUAAUUCCCAGCACGUUUCCUCUCGUUUCUCUGGCGCCAACACUACAAAGCUUCCUAGCUUCUUAACCAACAGAUCCGUAAACCGUUUCACAUACGCUCGUUCCUCAAUUUCCGUCAACAAUGGUCUCUCGACUGCUGCAGACCUUUCACAACUUCUUCACUCAGUUCCUGGGACUGUUGCUGCACCGGCAGCCAAGGUGCGUCACCAGUCACUUUCGCGACCCGGAACACUGUCCUCUCGUGCUGACUCCUCUUCUAUACCCGGAUCUGCGUCGAUUGGCGGCUCGUUCCAUUCUUCCAAACCCAUAACGCACGAUGACCAUCUUCAAACACUUGUGCACUUGCUUGGCUCUGUUUCACUUAAUAUCACGAGGGCCGCUUACGCUCCUCCACCCUAUGAUACCCGUUCGCCACUUUACUCUUAAAAACACUAGCUACCGUCUUUUUAAUUUAUUCCAUCCU
Molecule: messenger RNA, 2949 nt
Organism: Schizosaccharomyces japonicus yFS275
Lineage: Eukaryota; Fungi; Ascomycota; Schizosaccharomycetes; Schizosaccharomycetales; Schizosaccharomycetaceae
Exons: 2
Coding region: 54-2912 (952 amino acids)
Source: RefSeq, a predicted model, not a curated record